AUGACUACUGUCCGCCCCACCCCCUCCCAGAUCAUAUACUACGACGACCCAGAAGCGAUCCACCAUAUACCCGCGGUCAACGCAGACGCAGCGAUCUACUAUGGUGGGUCUGCUGCAAACCUCUCCACGCGCUCGCGGACGUUCUCGAAUGCCGCUCACUUGAGUAGGCGGCAGGCGGCCGAGAGCGGGAGGAGAAGGAUGUCGCAUGACGAAAAGCCCGCUUCGGGUGGUCGCAAGUUCCUGAUUGAUGUUGAGGAUACAAUACGGCUUAUCCUCGAGCAGGAAGAUACUGACGGAGACUUCCAAAUAAGCAUAACCGAUUCGGGUCCGAAGGUCUUGACGCUGGGAACUGCUACGAGCAAUGGGUACAAGAGCUUUGAUGUUCGGGGUACCUAUAUGCUUUCGAAUCUCCUGCAAGAGCUCGCCCUUGCACGAGACCACGGACGGAAGCGUAUCGUACUGGAUGAAGCGCGACUUACUGAGAAUCCCGUCGAUCGGCUAUCUCGAAUGAUUCGCUUCUCUUUCUGGCACGCGCUUACGCGCAGAAUCGACGGUGAUGGGCUUGAAAUCAUCUGCGCAGAUCCGAAGAACCGCACACGCAACAUCGCUCCACUCAUUUACGUACCCUAUGGAUGUCCAGAGAUGGCGGAGUAUUACCGGAAGGUUGCGCGAGAGAAGCCGCACCUUGGGCUGAGGGUUGAGGUCCUCCCCAAAAAAUGUGACGACCCCCAGUUCGUCAAGAGCUUGAAUGAUAAGCCUGGUAUUCUGGCGCUCGCGAUGCGGGAUGCGGUUGACGAGAAUGGGAUUAAGACGCUCAAGGGGAUUCCAUUUAUCGUACCAGGUGCACGGUUCAACGAGUUGUAUAACUGGGAUUCGUACUUCAUCUCUCUUGGUCUACUGGUCGAUGGUAUGCUCGAAAUGGCCCAGGGCAUGGUGGAACAUUUCUGUUUCGAGAUCAAGCACUACAACAAGGUCCUGAACGGAAGUCGAUCCUAUUACUUGUGCCGCACGCAACCUCCUUUCUUGACCGACAUGGCCCUUCAAAUCUACAACCAGAGCGAGCAGACGCCCGAGCGCAAGCUCUGGCUGAAGCGGGCAAUCCAAGCUGCUAUCAAGGACUAUCACACGAUCUGGAUGGCCGAGCCGCGAAUGGACCCUGUGACAGGCUUAUCACGUUACCGUCCUGCAGGCUCUGGUAUCCCUCCAGAGACAGAGGCGACGCACUUUACGCACAUUAUCGAGCCGUUCGCUCAGAAGCAUGGGAUCUCCAUCCUCGAGUUCUCAGAGAAGUACAACAGCGGGGAGAUCAAAGAGCCCGAACUGGACGAGUACUUCCUGCACGAUCGGGCCGUGCGUGAGAGUGGGCACGACACCACCUACCGGUUCGAAAAGCGCUGCGCGAACCUGGCGACGAUCGACCUCAACUCGCUGCUGUACAAGUACGAGGUAGAUAUUGGCAGCGCCAUUCUUGAGGUGUUUGAUGACGCGCUCGAGCUGGACGAAGAGUUCCCUCUCACCCCCUUCCCCCCCUCGCCCGAGUCGUACGCUGUCCCCACGUCUAAAUGGCCAAAGUCUACUGCUGGUCUCCAGUCGAGCGAAGAAUGGUUCCGCCGAGCCGACCUACGCAAGGAGCGGAUUGACCAGUACCUCUGGAACGAGGGCAAGAGGCUGUACUUCGACUACGACACAGUGCAGCAGAAACAGAGCCUGUAUGAGACUGUCACGUCUUUCUGGGCACUGUGGGCCGGGUGCGCGAGCGAAGAUCAGGCAUGGCAACUAGUCCAAUAUGCGCUGCCGAAGUUCGAGGUGCUUGGCGGGCUUGUCUCCGGUACGGAAGAGAGCAGGGGUAAGAUAUCCCUCGACAGGCCUAAUCGGCAGUGGGACUACCCCUAUGCUUGGCCACCGCAUCAGAUCAUGGCUUGGGUCGGGCUGGAGCGGUAUGGGUACCUGGAUGUCGCCCAGCGGCUGGCGUAUAGGUUCUUGUAUAUGAUGACCACCGCUUUUGUCGACUUUAAUGGGGUGGUACCUGAGAAGUUCGAUGCUGUCAAGCUGUCGCAUUUGGUGGAUGCAGAAUACGGCAACCAGGGCAUCGACUUCAAGAUGGUCCCACGCGAAGGCUUCGGGUGGAUGAACGCCGCCUACCAAGUCGGCCUGCACUACCUUACAACACACAUGCGACGCGCGGUUGCGGCAUGCACGAGCCCAGAAGUGUUCUUCAAGCGACGCGACCCCGGCGUGACAGAUGAACAGAGGGCGAAGAUGGCUGCUGUCGCUGAGCCCGUUGCGCUCACGAUUGAUCAUGUCGAUCUGGAGGUGAUUAACAGCUCUGCGCUGCCACCACAGUGAUCGCCAACCUGGAUCUUGCGUUGUGCUGGACUUUGGUUCGGGCCUUGGUGCAACCCCAUGGACUCUCGAUAUCCUCCUUUGGUGUAACCUCUCGGCUUUCUAUCCGUCCGCAUAUCCUCCUUUCUCGGCAUUGACCGCCCUAAUACCUGUUCGACCACCUUCAACCUCUUCUUCCCAUCCACUCUCUUCCCAAUUGUGCGAUACUUCCCCAUCAGUCGACUGUGAUGUACCAAAGCCAAGUGAAUCCUUUCCUUCCGCUAGCGUACCGUUUCUCACCUCGUUCUCUUUGUAUAUAUCUCACUAAGUCUGUUUUCUUCCUCUCUUCCUCUCGUUUCUCAAGCAAAGCCUGUGAGCUGAUGUUCCGGCUAAUAACACAAAC
Messenger RNA from Dacryopinax primogenitus, 2725 nucleotides. Its product is annotated as alpha trehalase. Gene Ontology annotation, molecular function: calcium ion binding; alpha,alpha-trehalase activity. NCBI's taxonomy places the organism in Eukaryota, Fungi, Basidiomycota, Dacrymycetes, Dacrymycetales, Dacrymycetaceae. Gene Ontology annotation, biological process: trehalose catabolic process. The record is from RefSeq and is a predicted model, not a curated record. The coding region runs from base 1 to 2346 and encodes 781 amino acids. The transcript has 8 exons. Gene Ontology annotation, cellular component: cytoplasm.